Messenger RNA from Geodia barretti, 1122 nucleotides. NCBI's taxonomy places the organism in Eukaryota, Metazoa, Porifera, Demospongiae, Tetractinellida, Geodiidae. The record is from the annotation of a GenBank genome assembly.
AUGGCCUUAUACCUGCACAUCGACAUGGACUCCUUCUACGUGUCCGUGGAGCGCGUCCUCGAUCCUUCCCUGGAGGGCAAGCCGGUGAUGGUGGGCGGCGGCGCGGGCCGCGGGGUGGUUACCUCCGCGUCCUACGAAGCCCGUCAAUACGGGGUCCGGUCCGCCAUGCCGGGUUUCCAGGCGCGCCGGCUCUGCCCGGACGGCAUCUUCGUCCCCGGCCGGCGCGGGGUUUACAGCGAAUUUUCCAGGAAGGUAUUCGACCUGCUCCGCUGCUUCUCGCCCGACGUCCGGGCAUUCUCCAUCGACGAGGGACUCGUGAACCUGACCGGCACGGAACGGCUGAUGGGCCAUCCCAUACGCACCGCAAACGAGAUCAUCGACCGCAUCAAGCGCGAUCUGGGGCUGCCGUCGUCCGGGGGCCUCGCCACCCACCCGACCCUGGCCAAGAUCGCCGCCACCGCGGUCAAGCCCCGGGGCUUGCUCUACGUGCCUCCGGGGUCCGAAGAGCGUUUCCUGGGGCCCCUCGACGUCUCGGCCAUCCCCGGCGUCGGCCCCAAGACCUACCGUGAGCUGGUGGGCCGCGGCAUCGCCACGGUGGCUCAGCUUCUCGCACAUCCCCGGCUUGGCCGCCGUUACCUGGACCUGGAGCGCACCACCGAGAGCGGACGCGCCCACGAGCAUUCGAUUGGAAGCGAGACCACGCUUGCGCAACUGCUCACCGAUGCGGCGGCCAUGGAGCAGGUGCUGGGCGGGCUCGUGGGAGACGUGGCGGCGAGACUGCGCCGCCAGGGGGGCCGCGCCCGGCGCAUCACCCUCAAGCUCCGCUAUUCCGACUUCAAGACCAUCACCCGGUCGCGCACCCUGAAAGCGCCCACGUGCUUCGACGUGGACAUCUUCAAGGUUGCCCGGGAGCUGCUCGCGAGCAACCUGACGCCCGGACGGCCGGUACGCCUGCUCGGAAUCAGCACCAGCGGCAUCACCACCGAGGGGUGGCAGGACUCCAUGUUCGACUACCGCGAGCGGGCAUCCAUGGACGAGCUCUACAAGGGCAUCGACCGCCUGCGGCACAAGUAUGGCGAGGGCACCGUCACGCUGGGCGCCGGAAAGAACCGCUCGCACUGA